CCUGAGGGACGUGUGUUCUUUGACAUGUUUGAUAUUCCUAUUUUAAAGUAAAUGAAAUGGUUUCGUUGCUGUUUCGUGUUAUCUAUGGUUCAUUUUAGCGUUUGUGUUCACAUAAGACUAACAUUGUGUAGGCUAUUUGAGUGAAGGCUGUUUCUCCGACUCUCAGGAUCCGUUCAGCUGAUUGAUUAGUUUGUCAUUUCCACACAGAGUAGUGUUGGGAGUUCUCACUCUUCUGUCUGUUCAGCUUAAUCAUGGAUGACGACACACAAACACCCCGAGAUCAAGAUUUUUCUCCAGAAUGCAGUUCAGUUGAUCAGAAGAGAUCAGAAGCAGAGUCCAGCUGUGUGUUUAUGAAGAGUGACGAGUCUGUAGGUCAUCCACAACAUUUCAGUUCAGUUCAUCAGAAGAAAUCAGAAGCAGAGCCACGCUGUGUGUCUAUGAGGAGUGACCGUUCUAUGCAUCAUCCAAUUCAUUUUAAGAGUGAUGACACAAGUUCAGUGCACCAGAAGACAUCAGAGCCAGAGCCCAGCUGUGUGUCUAUGAGGAGUGACCGUUCUAUGCCUCAUCCAAUUCAUUUUAAGAGUGAUGACACAAGGUCAGUCCAGCAACACAGAUCAGUAACAAAACCCAUCUGUAAGAAAUAUGACCAGUCUAUGAAUCAACCACAAGACAGCACGUGUCCUGGUGUAAGGCAUGAAGUCCUCAACCCAUUUAGAUCAAAUCUGCUGAAGAAGUUUGGUCGUCUGUAUGAGGGAACAGUGACGCAGGGAAACCCAACACUGCUGAAUGAGAUCUACACAGAGCUCUACAUCACAGAGAGUGAGAGUGGAGAGAUCAGUAAUGAGCAUGAGGUGAGACAGAUUGAGACACAAUCCAGGAGAGCAGCAACAGAGGACACAGCCAUCAAAUGCAAUGACAUCUUUAGUCCUUUACCUGGACAAGACAAAGCCAUCAGAACUGUGCUGACAAAGGGAGUCGCUGGCAUUGGAAAAACAGUCUCUGUGCAGAAGUUCAUCCUGGACUGGGCCGAAGGGAAAGAGAAUCAGGACGUCCAGCUCAUAUUUCCACUGCCUUUCAGAGAAAUCAACCUGAUGAAGGACAAAACACUCAGCCUUUCAGAUCUUCUUCAUGUCUUUUUCCCUGAAACUAAAGAAAUGGAAAUAUCCAGUGAUGAAUAUAAAGUGUUGUUCAUCUUUGAUGGUCUGGAUGAGUGUCGUCUGUCUCUGGAUUUUCAGAGUGAUGUGAGGUUGUGUGAUGUAAGUGAAUCAGCCUCAGUGGACGUGCUGCUGAUGAACCUGAUUGUGGGGAAUCUGCUUCCCUCUGCUCUCAUCUGGAUCACCUCCAGACCAGCAGCAGCUGAUCUCGUCCCCUCUGAGUGUGUCCAUCGAGUGACGGAGGUACGAGGCUUCAAUGAGCCACAGAAGCAGGAAUACUUCAGGAAGAGAAUCAGUGAUCAGAGUCUGGCCGAAACAAUCAUCUCACACCUGAAGUCAUCAAGGAGCCUCUACGUCAUGUGCCACAUCCCAGUGUUCUGCUGGAUCUCAGCCGCUGUUCUGGAGAAGAUGUUGAGUCCAGCAGAGAGUGGAGAGAUUCCCAAGACUCUCACUCAAAUGUACACACGCUUCCUGAUCCUUCAGACCAACAUCAAACGUGAGAAGGACUAUGAGAAGAAGGUGACAGAUGAAGACAUGAUCCUCAAACUGGGGAAAGUGGCUUUUCAGCAGCUUGUGAAAGGAAACCUGAUCUUCUAUGAGGAAGACCUGAGAGAGUGUGGCAUUGAUGUGACAGAAGCAUCAGUGUACUCAGGAUUGUGCACUCAGAUCUUCAGAGAGGAGUUGGGCUUGUAUCAGGGGAAAGUCUUCUGCUUUGUUCAUCUGAGCAUUCAGGAACAUCUAGCAGCUCUAUAUGUGCACCUCUCCUGGACAAACCACAACAGAAAUGUGAUCGACCAAAUCACCAAACAGAGUUUACAGUCUAAAGGGAAGAACUUGUUUCAGCUCAAUUCAUCAGAACAUGUUUCAUUAUCUGAGCUGCAUCAGAGAGCUGUGAAAGAGGCUCUACGGAGUAAAAAUGGACAUCUGGAUCUUUUCCUGCGGUUCCUUCUGGGUUUGUCAGUGGAGUCUCAUCAGAUUCUCCUACAACGAAUAAUAACACUGAAAAGAAGCAGAUAUGAAAGAAAUGAGAAAACAGUUGAGUACAUCAAGAAGAAGAUCAGGACCAUUGACUCUCCAGAGAAAUCCAUCAAUCUGUUCCACUGUCUGAAUGAACUGGGUGAUCGUUCACUAGUGGAGCAAAUACAACAGUAUCUGACAUCUGGAAGAAUAAAGGAAACCAAACUCUCAUCAUCUCAGUGGUCAGCUGUAGCUUUUGUGUUGUUGACAUCAGAAGAGGAACUGAAUGAGUUUCGUCUUGAGAAGUUUGUUAAAGGAAAGAAUAAGCCUGAAAAUCAGAAAGUUCUUCAGAAGCUGCUGCCUGUGAUUAAAGAAUCCAGAUCAGUUCAGUUGAGUAAGUGUGACGUCACAGAUGAAGGUUGUGCUGCUCUGGCUUCAGCUCUGAGAUCAAACCCCUCACACCUGACAGAACUGGAUCUGUCUGAGAAUAAUCUAGGAGUUUCAGUGAAGCUGCUCUCUGAUGUACUACAGGAUCCUCACUGUAAACUGGAGAAACUGGGGUUGAGUGAUUGUGGCGUCACAGAUGAAGGUUGUGCUGCUCUGGCUUCAGCUCUGAGAUCAAACCCCUCACACCUGAGAGAACUGGAUCUGUCUGAGAAUAAACUAAGAUAUUCAGUGAAGCUGCUUUCUGAUGCACUACAGAAUCCUCACUGUAAACUGGAGAAACUGAGGUUGAGAUAUUGUGGCGUCACAGAUGAAGGUUGUGCUGCUCUGGCUUCAGCUCUGAGAUCAAACCCCUCACACCUGAGAGAACUGGAUCUGUCUGAGAAUAAACUAGGAGAUUCUGGUGUGACACUUUUCUGUGCUGGACUGGAGGAUCCUCGCUGUAAACUGGAGACACUGAGGUUGAGUAAGUGUGACGUCACAGAUGAAGGUUGUGCUGCUCUGGCUUCAGCUCUGAGAUCAAACCCCUCACACCUGAGAGAACUGGAUCUGUCUGAGAAUAAACUAAGAGAUUCAGUGAAGCUGCUUUCUGAUGCACUACAGAAUCCUCACUGUAAACUGGAGAAACUGAGGUUGAGAGAUUGUGGCGUCACAGAUGAAGGUUGUGCUGCUCUGGCUUCAGCUCUGAGAUCAAACCCCUCACACCUGAGAAAACUGAGUCUUUCUAAGAAUAAACUAGGAGAUUCUGGUGUGACACUUUUCUGUGCUGGACUGGAGGAUCCUCGCUGUAAACUGGAGACACUGAGGUUGAGGGAUUGUGGCGUCACAGAUGAAGGUUGUGCUGCUCUGGCUUCAGCUCUGAGAUCAAACCCCUCACACCUGAGACACCUGGAUCUGUCUGAGAAUAAAGUAGGAAAAUCAGGAGUGAAGUUGUUCUCUGAUCUGAAGGACGAUCUGCAUUAUAAACUGGAGACAUUAGAGUAUUGACUCUCAGUAUUUAGACGUCAGUCUAGUUUCCUCAGGAUCAGCUGAUGGUGAACAAGGAGCCGCUACAGAGACGUCACAGUCACACAAUCAACAGAGACUGAAGACUGAAGGGAGCGAAUUUAUUUCCUUAUAAAAUUAAUUCUGAGGCCAAAACUCAGGAACUCUACCAAAGACAGAUGCCAUGCAAUAAAGCCAUGAAACUAACCUGGAGAAGAGAUCUCCAAAGACAACAAAAGAUCUCCAAAGAGAACAAACAGCACACUGACCAAACUUAUCUCCUUGAUCAUUUACGACCCCAUUCUCCCCCUGCUCUCUCUCUUUUCCCCCAAAAAAGCUUCACUCAAAGUUUAUUGAGAAUAGCUAUAUACCUAUCAUAUAUCUUGUGAACCCGUUGUUUUUCACCUUCAUGUUUGGUAUCAUUUUAAAAAAUUUGUGCGAUUGGUAAAAUGGUCUCAAUUUCACAGUAGUCACUUAUAUUAUGAGAAAUAUUGAAAACCUGAGUGAAUUCUGUACUUCUGAUGUGGGCGGUCUCCUUUCAAAAUCUGAUAAACAUUGCUCUACAGGUGUGACCAUUUGGGGCGCGAGAACAGCUCCUACUGAGGUUUCUCAUCCCCCAUACACAGAUCUAAUCUGUUUUGGGGCAGAGAAUACAUGUUCAUGGGCCUUUUGUUCUGGUAGUAUUUAAGGGUAAGUUGCAAAUCAGUCAUUGCGAUUCUGCAGCCAGAUCAGCCCGUAGUGUGGAGUGUGUUUCAAAUGCUCCAUUCUAUGUAUUUUCUUGAAGUCAGGUAUACAUUUUCACUCUUAGAUUCAUCUUUGAACAACUGAUGUUAUGCAUUUUCUUAUUUUUGAAUUGGUUUCUUAUUGUUUUAUGUAAUUGGCACGACACAUUUACCUGACUAAUAAUAAAUUGUUAUAUUUUA
Molecule: messenger RNA, 4462 nt
Organism: Onychostoma macrolepis
Lineage: Eukaryota; Metazoa; Chordata; Actinopteri; Cypriniformes; Cyprinidae
Product: NACHT, LRR and PYD domains-containing protein 12-like
Exons: 13
Coding region: 252-3542 (1096 amino acids)
Molecular function (GO): protein binding
Source: RefSeq, a predicted model, not a curated record